CCUGGCUUUCUCUGUUCUUUAAGCAAGCCCAGCCUAUGGUCACCCCAGAGCCUUUGCACUGGCUUCCCGCCUAGAACCCUCUCCUGGCAGAGCUGCUGGAGCAGCAAGAGCUCCGCUGAAUGUCUCAGCUAGCCUGGCCUCGCCCCAUAUUCCGGCACUUGUUCCCUUCCUUACUCUGUCUUCCACACUUCCUAAGGGCCGCAGAGAACUGAAGGAUGCCCCCAGAGGUAGGAAGCUGUGAAUGGGACCUUAGUUGGAAAAGAGUCUCUGCAGAGGGAAUCAAGGUAACGACCCUGAAAUGGGGCUGCCUUUGGUUAUCCGGGCAGGCCGGACCUAAGUUUGCGGCAGGGUCCUUCUAAGCGCCACAAAGGCAGGGGCGGAGGCUGGCCGGAAUUUCUGGCCACCCAGUGUGCGGUAAUUCCAGGCUGUAAGCUAACAUAGGCACAGAGCUUGUCGGCAACUCCAGACACACCUCCCACACUCAGGUGCACGCCCUGCACACUCAGGAGCUCUCCCUGCUCCUGCGAAUCCAGUGUGACAGACAGCCGCGCUGCGGUGGGCCCUUGGCAGAGAGGCGCCCCCUGGACCCCUGCGGUGCCCCCUGGAUCCCUGGGGCGGGCGCUCUGCUAGCUGACGCACACAGUGGAGAGGACGGUCAGGCCGCGUCACAGGGCGCCAGGGUGCUCCCCGCGCCUCUGAGGGUCUGGGGCUUCUGUGGCCCGCGGUGGCUGGCAGCCGGGCUUGCUCCAGAGCCGCGAGCCAGGGCCAGGCUUUCCGUGUGUGUGUGCCGUGUGCGGCGUGUGCGGGGAGAGCAGGUGUGCGUGCGCGUGCUUCCGCGUGUGGGGUGUGAGUGCGAGGGCGGCGACGAGAGCGCGGGGCUGUCCGCGUGUGCGGAUGCCCCGGAGCACGCGUGCGCAGGGCGCGUUGGCGCGGGACUCGGCAGGAAGGAGAGCGUCCUCGGUGAGACGGCAGCAAACGCCAAGCCCCGCAGAAUCCCACCCCUCAGGCUCCCGGGUGGGAAGCGGAUCGGCUGCGGGAGGCGAUUCCGAGCGCAGACUCUAGGGGCGUGGCCGCUCCGAGCCUCAGUUUCCCCUCGGGUGGGUGGCAGGCUGACAGGGGAGUGUCUAGCUCGGGGGUUUGCUGUCCGAAGGAAAGGGGCUGCGGUGGUAGCAGAAGGCUCAGGUCGACAGAGAAGGAGCUGUCCCUUGCAGUCGCCCACCUGGGGCAAAGGCUUCGCCGCGCCCUCCCGCCCCGCUGAGCCCCGGCUGGGCCUCCGGGGACCCGGGACGCCAAUUCCCCAAGUGACGGGGCUUUGCAGACCUGGGCUUGGGGUGCGCGGGGAGAAAUGACGGGGACCCACGGAACGGUCACGCCGGAAGACACCAGCGCGGUACUUAUCUCACACUGCGGCUGUGCUGAACUCGCACCCGGUCCGGACGCGAGGAGUGACCACCGGCAGACCCCGCCCAGGGUCCCGCCCACACCGGGUCCUUCCGGGUCGCCGCCGGAAGUCGCGCAGGCCGGAGCGUUUUCGCGGAGGCGCUGCGCUGGCCGGGAAUUGUGUUUGCGAGCGACGGGCGGGGACCUGGGGACGGUCCCUGGGGCGCUGGCUCCACCCCGCUACCGGCGGGGGGCGUACCCGAAGUGCCCCACGGAAUCCGAGAGGGCCGCGCGGCGCUUCACCAUGGCGACGGCGGCGGCCCCGCGCCGCUUCUGCCGCUGCGCCUGCUUCUGCUCCGAGAACCUGUACGUGGCGCGCUAUGGGCUGCACCUCCGCUUCCGAGACGAGCAGCAGCUGCGCCAGGACUACGGCCCCAUCCUGCGCAGCCGCGGCUGUGUCCGCACCGAGGACUUCCAGCAGCUCCUAGCGGAGCUUGAGCAGGAGGUAGAGCGGAGGCGGCGGCUGGGGCAGGAGUCAGCUGCCAGGAAAGCCUUCAUCGCGAGCUCCUACCGCCCAGCACGGCCCGACAUCUACACCACACUGCAGGGUGCAGCUUUGGCCCCUGAGUUUCUGGCUGCAGUUAAGUACAGUGCAUCCCCGGGUGCAGACCUUGCGGGUCUCCUCCAGUGGCUGGAGACAGUGUCAGAGGAGAAGCGCAUCUACCGUGUGCCCGUGUUCACCGCGGCCUUCUGCCAGGCCCUGCUGGAGGAGCUGGAGCACUUCGAGCAGUCGGACAUGCCCAAGGGCAGGCCCAACACCAUGAACAACUACGGGGUGCUGCUGCACGAGCUGGGCCUGGAUGAGCCGCUGGUGACCCCACUGCGGGAGCGCUUCCUGCAGCCCCUGAUGGGCCUGCUGUACCCGGACUGUGGUGGGGCGUGGCUGGACAGCCAUCGCGCCUUCGUGGUCAAAUAUGCACCGGGUCAGGACCGGGAGCUGGGCUGCCACUACGAUAACGCGGAGCUCACGCUCAACGUGGCCCUGGGCAAAGCCUUCACAGGGGGCGCCUUAUACUUCGGGGGCCUCUUCCAGGCGCCUGGGGCCCUGAUGCAGCCCCUGGAGGUGGAGCACGUGGUGGGCCAGGGCGUCCUGCACCGGGGCGGCCAGCUGCAUGGGGCCCGGGCCCUGGGCACCGGUGAGCGCUGGAACCUUGUCGUCUGGCUCCGGGCCUCUGCUGUGCGCAACCGCCUCUGCCCCAUGUGCUGCCGUAAGCCGGACCUGGUGGACGAGGCUGAGGGCUUCGGCGACGGCUUCACCCGGGAGGAGCCCCCCACGGUGGACGUGUGCACGUUGACCUGAGCCUGGUGUGGCCCCGCAGUGCGCGGGCGAGGCAUCUGUCACCUGGGGUCUGGAGGGGCAGAAUAAAUUCCCUGUUCCCUGCAGCCACGGUGCUUGUUGGGUCAGCAAGGCA
Chinchilla lanigera (long-tailed chinchilla) is the source of this 2852-nucleotide messenger RNA. RefSeq names its product 2-oxoglutarate and iron-dependent oxygenase domain containing 2 (gene Ogfod2). Lineage: Eukaryota; Metazoa; Chordata; Mammalia; Rodentia; Chinchillidae. The transcript has 8 exons. Gene Ontology annotation, molecular function: oxidoreductase activity, acting on paired donors, with incorporation or reduction of molecular oxygen; iron ion binding; L-ascorbic acid binding. The coding region runs from base 1346 to 2740 and encodes 464 amino acids. The record is from RefSeq and is a predicted model, not a curated record.